Messenger RNA from Pelmatolapia mariae (spotted tilapia), 2397 nucleotides. It is a transcript of the gene rpusd1, whose product is annotated as RNA pseudouridine synthase domain containing 1. Bases 119 to 1054 code for a protein of 311 amino acids. Gene Ontology annotation, molecular function: pseudouridine synthase activity; RNA binding. The record is from RefSeq and is a predicted model, not a curated record. NCBI's taxonomy places the organism in Eukaryota, Metazoa, Chordata, Actinopteri, Cichliformes, Cichlidae. Gene Ontology annotation, biological process: enzyme-directed rRNA pseudouridine synthesis. The transcript is spliced from 6 exons.
CGCAUGCGCAGUGCAGUGCGUCACAAGCGGCUGUGUUUACAUCUGUUGAAAACAUUUAUCACUUUUUGGGUCCUUAUUAACGGCCUGCAACGCUUGUGCCAGUUAAUCACUGCACACGAUGAGCACGGAGCCCGCUAGCCUGGAGAGCCUGCGUGUACUGUAUCACAGUGAUGACUACAUCGUGGUGGACAAACACUGGGACAUCCGCAUCGACAGCAAGAUGUGGUACGAGAAGAACACCGUACAGGCACAGCUUCGCCACCGCUUCCCUCAGCUGGCUGACCCACGCACCUACUAUGGAUUUCGGUUCUGUCAUCAGUUGGAUUUCUCCACAAGUGGAGCUCUUUGUGUUGCCCUGAAUAAAGCUGCCGCUGGCCGGGCUUACCGCUGCUUCAAGGACCGCACCGUGACCAAAUUCUACCUCGCUCUGAUACGUGGGGCGGUCGAAGGAGAGACGCACACUGUGGACUUCUCCAUCGGCAAGAACUCCACGGAGGGAAAAACACAUAUGAUGUGUGUUGAGGGAACAGAAGGUUGUGAGAACCCCAAGCCUUGCCAGACUGAGCUCUUAGUGUUAGAAUAUGGGUUAUAUGAUGGAGACCCUGUUACCAAGGUGCUGCUGCAGCCUCUCACUGGUCGAACCCACCAGUUAAGGGUCCACUGCAGCGCUUUAGGCCACCCUAUUGUCGGGGACUUCACCUACAGCUCGGGAACAGACAACUCCCCGUACCGCAUGAUGCUGCACGCACACCUCCUCCACAUUCCCCUCGAACCUCAGCCACUGCGCGUCACUGCUGGAGACCCUUUUGUCCCAGCGGUUGAUCCCAAGUGGCUCCCGCAGUACUCAUUAAGGACACUAGAGGCCACUGUGGAGGCCCUGAUACACCGCAGGGAGGAGGAGGACAGGAAGAUUAAAAAGGAAGAGCAAGAGAGAGCGAGAAAAGAAGAGGAGGAUGAGAGGAGAAAACGAAGCAAGGAGCAGAGCACUGAGGAGGAGAGUGAGGAGCAGAGGAGACAGUGCCAGCAGUGGCUGAGUGAAUGGGCUGGAGAUUGAUUUAUUAUUACUAUUAUUAUCAUUAUUACUUUUCAUGGGUUUCGCUGUCUCCUCGUGCAUGUUGAGCAUGCAUUUUAUUUGAGUGUCCACAUCUGUUUCAUUUCAGCUGCAUCUUAGGAGGUGGUUUAACGCCGUUACGUUCUCACAAACAAGUUAAAAUCACAAAAAGGCAUGUGUGAGCAUAGUUUAUGCUGCACUACUGGAAUGUCCACACUAUACCCACUGCAAGCUGCGAAACAAGUGCCUUGCUCAAGGUCAAGUUAAUAAGAGUUCCUUGUUGCUUUUUUAAUUUUAAUGUGCCAACAUUAUAAGAAAUUGGCCUUUUUCUGAACUACAAAAGCAGAUGUUAGUUUCUCCCAGAAAAAAAACUGUUUUUAAACUCGUGUGAUUGGUUAUUUAUGAUACAAAGCACUGACAUGCAUGAAGUCCCACAUGAAACAUACUGUAUCUGUAAACACUACUCAGCAUCCUGCCUGGGACUUUAAUGUUUGUGGGCAGUUUUACAGCUUUAUGUCUGUUUUAGUCCAGUACAAAUACCCUCACUUGCCACUUUGUUAGGUACACCCAUUCAGCUGCUCAUUAAUGCAAAUAUGGGAUCAGCCAAUCGCAUGUCAGCAACCCAGUGCAUUUAGGGCCGUCAACAUGGACAGAAAGACCUGCUGAAAUGCAAACUGAGCAUUUUAAUGGGGCAGAAACAUGAUUUAAGUGACUAAGCUUGGUGUGGAUGUUAGUGUUAGAUGGCCUGAUCUAAUGUACUGGGACUUUACCACAGAAGGUUUUACAGAGACUGGUCCAAAAGCUGAGGAAAUAUUCUGUGAGCAGCAGUUCUCUGGUCAGAAAUUCCUUGUUGGUGUCAGAGAACAUGUGGGGGGGGGACAACCCAUAUCAGAGAGUUCAGGUCAUCUUGCUGUACUCAGCGCCUACAGUCACCAGGUUUCAGUCAAAUGGGGAAUUUUCGCGAUAUGGUGGGACGGGAAAUUAACAUCAUGGAUGUACAGCUGAAAGAUCUGCGUCAACUGUUUGAUGCUGUCAUAUCAGUGUUUCCAGCACCUUGUUGAAUCUGUGCUGCGAAGAAUUAACGCAGCUUUGGAAACAAAAAUGGGCCCAAUCUGGUACUAGCAAGGUGUAUCUAACAAAGUGGCCAGUGAGUGUACAGAGCACUGAUGUGGUGUACAAAGUUCAUCUGUCCACUAUUUUUAAUAAUGGCAUGAAAAAUUUAUAUUUUUUACACUAUUAUUCUAUAAUUUUGGGGGGAUUUUCCCCCUUAAAAUCCCAUCAAGUACCACAAACAACAUUUGAAUUUUAAACUGGUAUAUAUGAUUAAAAACUUGGGAUCAGCUAUA